Messenger RNA from Exophiala spinifera, 3363 nucleotides. RefSeq names its product potassium/sodium efflux P-type ATPase, fungal-type. The transcript has 2 exons. The record is from RefSeq and is a predicted model, not a curated record. Lineage: Eukaryota; Fungi; Ascomycota; Eurotiomycetes; Chaetothyriales; Herpotrichiellaceae. Gene Ontology annotation, cellular component: plasma membrane. Gene Ontology annotation, molecular function: P-type calcium transporter activity; ATP binding; ATP hydrolysis activity. Bases 1 to 3363 code for a protein of 1120 amino acids. Gene Ontology annotation, biological process: calcium ion transmembrane transport; intracellular calcium ion homeostasis.
AUGGGCGGGAAAGGCGAAAGUGCCGAGCAGAACUACCCCAAACAGCCCUUCCUGCUCUCGGUCGAUGAGGUCGUCGACCAUCUCCAGACCAGAAUCGAGUCGGGCUUGGCCAAUGCCCAAGUUCAACAGUAUCAGGAUAAGUAUGGACCGAACAAGCUGUCGGGUGACGGCGGCGUCUCCUGGUACUCGAUUCUGGGGAAACAGAUCUCAAAUGCCAUGAUCUUGGUUUUGGUGUUGGCAAUGGCCCUCUCUUACGGUGUCGAGGAUUGGGUGGAAGGAGCCGUCAUUACAGCCGUCAUCGUUCUCAACGUGCUGAUCGGCUUCUACCAGGAAUUUCAAGCCGAGAAGAAAAUGGACGCUCUUCGGUCCUUAUCUUCGCCCUCUGCAGCUGUCGUCCGCGAUGGCACCGAAAUGACUAUUCCUUCGGGAGAGGUCGUACCUGGCGACAUCGUCUCCAUCAAGACCGGAGAUACCGUGCCCGCCGACCUCCGCAUGUUUGAAGUCAUGAACUUGGAAUGCGACGAGGCCAUCUUGACAGGAGAGGCUCUCCCAGUCGCUAAAGAGGUUGACUUCGAGGCCAAGCACGGGGCCGCCAAAGAAGAUCUUGGACUCGGCGACCGACUGAACAUCGCUUAUUCAUCGUCCACCGUCACCAAGGGCCGCGGUCGUGGUAUCGUCGUUUACACCGGUAUGUCAACUGCCAUUGGAGGGAUUGCCGCAUCCAUGCAGGGAAAAAAACGCAAGCCAAACCGAUCCAUGUCACGAAAGAAGCACGGCCCUAUGCAGCCCGUCAAGGGAGGCGCACUUCGUGUCUGGGACGGUAUUGGCAAGUUUCUCGGUCUUACCGAGGGCACUCCUCUUCAAAUCAAGCUCAGUAAACUGGCCUACGUCCUGUUCGGUUGCGCACUUCUCCUUGCCAUCAUUGUCUUUGGAGUCAACGAAUUCAACGUCACCAACGAAGUCGCCAUCUACGCCAUCUCGACCGGUAUCGCCAUCAUUCCUGAAUCACUGAUUGCCGUCUUGACCAUCACAAUGGUUGUCGGUAUGACGCAGAUGAGGAAGAGGAAGGUUGUCGUUCGACAGCUCAGUGCUCUUGAAGCUCUCGGUGGCGUCACAAACAUCUGUUCAGACAAGACGGGUACUUUGACCCAAGGUAAAAUGGUGACACGCAAAGCUUGGAUUCCUGGAGUAGGCAUCUACAGUGUCGACAACUCAAGCAAUGCAUCCGACCCUACCGAAGGUACCAUCAGUCUCGGCAAAGCACCCGGCUCCCGCAAGGACGCCGAAGCCGAGCGACAAGCCCGUCAAGAAGCUCUCGACCGCAAGCGAAGUGUAGCCGGUGUUCUCUUCGAUGUGCCGCAAGAGAAGUUGCAAAAGGACAAUCAAAAGACGGCGCACCCCGAGGAGCCAGUGGCAGUGGAGGAUAAUCCUGAAGUGACGCCCGAACUCCGAGCUUUCCUCGAGGCCGCUGCUCUCUGCAAUCUCGCCACAGUCCGCAAGGUUAACGAAGAUGGUACAGAGCAAUGGAAGACCACCGGCGACCCCACCGAGAUUGCUCUCCAGGUAUUCUCCCAUCGUUUCGAGCAUGGCAAGAAGAAGCUCGAGGAAGAACAUGGGUGGACUCAGAAGAUGGAAUUCCCGUUUGAUUCCUCCAUCAAGCGCAUGACUGUUGUCUACCAAAAACCCAACGAAGACCAUUCCACCAUUUUCACUAAAGGUGCCGUCGAGCGCAUCAUCGAUCUCUGCACAACCGUCGGUAUUGGAGAGCACGAGGAGGAGAUCACGCCUGCGCUCAAAGAAAGCAUCCUCGAACAAAUGACCUUCCUCGCCGAACAAGGACUGCGUGUCCUCGCGCUCGCUCGGAAAUUCACUCCCCUGGACAUCGCAGAGCAUUCGGACAUUGAUCGUGCCGAAGUCGAAACUGAGCUCACUCUGCUCGGUCUGGCCGGACUAUACGACCCACCACGUCUCGAAACCAAAGGGGCCGUUCAGGCAUGCACCAAUGCUGGUAUUACCGUCUCCAUGCUCACAGGUGAUCACCCGUCCACUGCCACCGCCAUUGCCAAGGAAGUCGGCAUAAUCCCCAGAAACAUGGGCCAGCUCGCGCCUGAUGUCGCCGCGGCCAUCGUCAAGACAGCAACCGAGUUCGACAAAAUGACCGACGAGGAAAUCGACGCCUUGCCCACCCUGCCGCUCGUGGUCGCUCGUUGUGCUCCAGAAACCAAAGUGCGCAUGAUCGAAGCCCUCCACCGACGACGCAAAUUCGCCGCCAUGACGGGCGACGGCGUGAACGAUUCUCCCUCGCUCAAGCUCGCAGACGUGGGUAUCGCCAUGGGUCUCAACGGAAGUGACGUCGCGAAAUCUGCGUCCGACAUUGUGUUGACGGACGACAACUUUGCGAGUAUCGUCAACGCGAUCGAGGAAGGACGUAGAAUGUUCGACAACAUCCAGCGUUUCGUCUUGCACUUGCUGACGUCCAACGUCGGCGAAGUCAUCCUGCUCAUCUGCGGGUUGGGGUUCAAGGACAGCACGGGACUCAGCGUGUUCCCCCUCUCACCGUUGCAGAUUCUGUGGAUCAACAUGCUCACAUCGUCGUUCCCAGCCUUUGGCCUCGGUCGCGAGAAAGCGUCGGCGGACGUCAUGGAGCGCCCACCGCACGACAACAAAAAGGGCGUCUUCACUUGGGAACUGAUCACCGACAUGUUGGUCUAUGGCACCAUUCAGGGCACGUGCUGCCUGAUGACGUUCGUGUUUAUCGUCUACGGGCCCGGUCCAGACGGACUAGGCGAGGACUGCAACCGCAAGUACAGCGAGUCUUGCAAUGUCGUGUUCCGAGCACGAGCAGCCGUCUUUGCCGAGCUGACCUGGCUCAUCUUGAUCUCGGCCUGGGAAUUCAAGUCUAUGCGACGAAGCAUGUUCCGGAUCAACCCGCACGACACACGCGCGUUCCCCUUCUUCGCAGACAUCUGGGAGAACCAGUUCCUGUUCUGGUCCGUCACGAUCGCCUUCUUCUCCGUCUUCCCUGCCGUGUACAUUCCUGGUUUGAACACGAAUGUGUUCAAGCACAAGGGCAUCUCGUGGGAAUGGGCCCCGGCCAUUGUCUGCGUGUUUGUGUUUGUCUCAGGCAUGGAAGCCUGGAAGUACGUCAAGCGUGCAAUGGGAUGGUUCGAGAAGGAGGAGACCGAGGGCAUGAAGGCCAGAAGGCACCAGCGCUCGGCAUUGAACUUGAGACAGGGCUUCUUCACUAUGGCCAGGAGCUUCACCAAGAGCAAGUCGGAAGAGAAGAGGACGCCUAGCUCGCACGACGAAAAGGAGGAUUCUUCGAGGGUUGUUUCUAUGCCGAGGAGCAGGGAGGUUGUCUGA